UAUCCCAGUGUGGCCAAACAAUKCCUGAAUUAUCAGCAAGCACCGCAAACACCUUAGYAUGUAAACUUGCAAAAGUAAGAUUAAUUAUUUUGGAUGAAAUAUCUAUGCUGGGGAGUAGAACUCUGAACCAAAUUAAUAGGAGAUUGCAGCAAGUAUUUCACACAGAUGCGCCAUUUGCGGGUAUAUCUAUUAUAAGCGUCGGAGAUUUCAAUCAGUUACCUCCGGUAGGGGACAAUUGGGUAUUUCAGCCAAACAGUAGUCGAAAUCCAUUGGCACCCCUYGCUGGCGCUCCGUUGUGGGAACCAUUCCGUCUCUUUAUGAUGACUAAAAUAAUGCGGCAAAGAGAUGAUCUGGCAUUCGCAGUAGCCUUAAACAAUAUGGCUGUCGGUCGGAUGACUCCUAUGGAUAUAGAGUUAAUAAAUUCUAGAUGUUACAGUAUUAAUACUUUACCUAUUGAGGUACAUGGAGCGAUACAUUUAUUUGCAACCAACAAUGAAGUCGACAAAUACAAUAAUCAAGUAUUAUCUCGAAUGAACACUGAAGGGUGCUCGGUUAAAGCACUUGAUGUGGUUUCUGGAGCACCAAAUCCACAAGCUGCUAAAAAAGCCUUGCAAUCUGUAAAGGCUCUAGCUACAAUGCAAACGUAUGGUCUUCCUAASAACUUGUUUUUACGAGUAGGUGCACGUUAUAUGGUAACUGUGAAUAUGGACACUACGGAUGGCCUUGUGAAUGGCACUACCGGAAUAUUAAAGGCUAUAGAUUAUGGUCGACACAAGAAAACAAGUGAAAAGCGGCCUUUACGUAUUUGGGUUCUGUUCGAUAAAAGUACAGGAAUAGCUACAAGAAGUAAAUGUCAAGUAACUUCUUGGAAACAUCGUCAAUAUCUCAAUUCGUAUUGGACGCCAUUAGAUGCUGUCACUUAUACUGUGAAACGGUGGAAAUCUUCAAAUCUUGUAGUGCAAC
Molecule: messenger RNA, 963 nt
Organism: Diuraphis noxia (Russian wheat aphid)
Lineage: Eukaryota; Metazoa; Arthropoda; Insecta; Hemiptera; Aphididae
Biological process (GO): telomere maintenance; DNA repair
Molecular function (GO): DNA helicase activity
Source: RefSeq, a predicted model, not a curated record